Molecule: messenger RNA, 1010 nt
Organism: Sinocyclocheilus anshuiensis
Lineage: Eukaryota; Metazoa; Chordata; Actinopteri; Cypriniformes; Cyprinidae
Product: adhesion G protein-coupled receptor L3-like
Exons: 4
Coding region: 624-1010 (128 amino acids)
Biological process (GO): signal transduction
Molecular function (GO): carbohydrate binding
Source: RefSeq, a predicted model, not a curated record
CCUCAUUCCUCUCGGUGUGUGCGCUGAGCUCGGACUGUGACCGCGCGCAGAUCGGCGCAUUAUACCGGAGCUGCACCUGGACUUCACCAGCCACGCUGCUUUAACAUACAGCUGGAGAACUUUGGAUGUACAUACUUAUUCACCGCUGCCCGACGUUUGAUCUCUUUGGGAGAAGGGCGAUAUGGGGACACGGCGUGCCGAGGUGGCACUCAGACUGGUGAUGGGGAUCCAAACAAGGAGCCUUUUUAUUCCUUUUUUUUAGAAGCUCCUGUAAAACAAUCGGAUAUCAGGACAUUGAUGACCCCGACAGCGUCGGUUUGGAGUUAACCUUACAGGAUAGAAGGGAAUUGAAGGUCGCUGCGUUGGACAAACAGAGCAUUGUCAUUUAUUCCUGCGCGCAAGGACGAUUUUCAUCGCAUAAAAGAGACUGAUUGUGAGCGGACUGUGCGCCCGGUGCGCAAAAAGACCCUCAAUCACCAAGAAGCUUCCCGGAGACGCGGGUGGCUUUAUAAUUGUCCGACAGAAAGAACCACUGAGCUCCAAAUCUUGAGUCAACUUUCUUCUUUCUCACUCAACCAAUCCGCUGGAAGGGGAGGAGCCACAUUCAAACCAUCCAAUCCAAAAUGAGGGGUGGGGCCAUGGGAGUUUUACAAGUGCUGCUAUUGGCCAGUGUGCUGGAGCCUGCAACUCUGGCAUUCAGUCGUGCACCGGUGCCCAUGGCAGUUGUUCGGCGCGAGCUGUCCUGUGAAAGUUACCCAAUCGAGCUGCGCUGUCCCGGGACGGACGUCAUCAUGAUCGAGAGUGCAAAUUACGGCCGAACCGAUGACAAAAUCUGUGACGCUGACCCCGCUCAGAUGGAGAACACGCGCUGUUAUUUACCUGAUGCGUACAAGAUCAUGAGCCAGAGUCCGUGGCUUGUGUGUCCCGUCAGUAUCCGCGUCCUUCGGUCUCUCCAGAGACGUGGUGAUUAUAUCAUGGCUGUGGGUCAGCAGGGCACAGGAGGAAUUUAA